UAGUAUGAUAUCCAGGUUUUUUUCUUUUGUCAUGGUCUUCUGGUAGACCAAUGAUUCUUAAAUUGUCUUUCCUCGAACGAUUUUCUAAAUCUUCUUCUUUGUGAAUGAGAUGCUUCAUAUUUUCCUCAAUUGUGUCAUUCUUUUGGUUUUGUUUUAUAGUGUCCUGCUGCCUUGUGAGGUCACUUAAUUCUAGUUGUUGCAUUCUGGUUCUUAAAAACUGGAUUUCAUCCCUGGCUUUUUGGUCAUCCUUCUCCUUCUGGUCUGAUUUUCUUUGGAGGUCAUCUUUCAUUGUCUUUACCUCAUCUCUCAUCUCCUUUGCCUCAUUUUUAAGCUGGUUGAUUUUGGCUUUCAGGACACUAUUGUCUUUUUCCAGAUGACUUUUCUUAGUUCUUAAGUUCUUUUCCCAAUUGUCUUCAGCCUCUCUUAAUUGUGUUUUGAUUUGCAUUUUGAGUUCUUCCAGACUGUAUCCAAUUCAGUGGGAUUUCUGUUUCAUUGUUUGAUGAUCCCUCCUCUGUUCCGUUUGUUCUUUGUUCGUUGCCUGUAUAGAAGCUGUCGAUUUUCAUUUCUUUUUUCUUUUUCUGUUGUUCGCUCAUAUUUACCCCUUCUUUACUCCCCAGAUUUGUCUAUGCUCUUGUUCCUCUCAUUUUUUUGGUUUUGGGUCUCCCUUCUUGCAGGUUUGCCAGGAGAUUUCUCAUUGUAGUCUGUGGGGGAGGGGUGUUAGAGUUUUAGCUUCCCUGUCCUCUGGAGGCUUUUGUUUGGAUUAAAGUCCAGCAGUCUGUGAGGGAGGGGUGUUGGAGCUUGGGAUUUCAUAACCUCUGAAGACUUUUGAUGGGAUUAAGUUCAGCUGGGUUGGGCUGGAUGUGCUCUGAGGCCAAAACCUCCUGGAAGUCCGGAGCAAUAUGGAGGGUCUCCACCACUGUGAUCAGGCUGCCCGCUCUGCGCUCCCUCUCUAGCUCCUUCCCCACUGCCCGUGUUCAACGCUCUGACCUUGGCACAACCCUGCCCACAAGGUAUACCCUCCAGACCAGUGCCUUUGCCUGCCCAGAGGUUCCUGCUGUCACUGGAGGCUUAGCGCUUUUGGUGAUGGGGGAAGGGUCCUAGGACCUUUCUUCUUCCUUCCCCUUAAACCCGAGUGUUCUCAAAUUCUGGCUUUUGGGGGGGGUGUACCUUUUGGAUCGAGUCCAGCAGUAGGGUUCCUUUGCUCUGUCUUAUUGUUAGGUUUGAUUUUCAGUCCCCUAGGAACAUUUAGUUUGUAAUUGGUAAGGAAGGGUAUUCAGAGGUCUGAACUUUUGCUGCUUCUACACUGCCAUCUUGACUCCGCCUCUUAAGCACCCUUUAAAUCUAGCUCCCAUCCAACCCCACCACAGGAAUCACCUUGGUCACAGACUUAGGCUGCCAUCUGCACUGUACCUUCAUGUAGCAUGUGAGCUCCCCACUGUAACAGUUAAAAUUAGGGGGCCAUGCUGUGGCAGGUAUUAAAUUUUUAGAGUUUUAUUAAAGGUUGAGAAUUUGAGAAUAUACAAGUAAGAGAAGCAUGUGCUAGGUGGGCCGAGAGGCCCAUUUUAACCUCACCUACAUCAUGAAAGAGCCCUCUGCUUACAAGUGGAAACAGGAAAAAGACCCCAGUAGCCUUUACAGUCAGGUUAAAUACCCUAUCUCGCUCUUGGCCCAGGUGAGGUUACAAGGCAUUCUGGGAGCCAGAGCAAGGACUUCUGGGGUUUGGAGUCCAGAGUUCAAGUCUCCAUUUUUACACCACCUCCCAGCACCUUACCCCAGUCAGGGGAGGGAAGAGCUUCUCCUAGUGGGCUUCUAGGCAGAGGGGUGAGGGAAGUAAGAAAUAUCCUCAGGUGCAUGGAGAAGGGGAGGGGAACAGCUCUGCCCUGAGUCCCUCUGGCUUUCUGGUAAGGAACUCUGGGGGGUGAUUGCACAAGUGUCCACAGAGAGGGCCCUGCAUGCCCUGCAUGCUUUUUGGGCAUAUGUGCCAUAGGUUUGUUAUUGUGGCCUUAGGGUAAUAGAUGCUUUUAGCCUGCCAUUUGAAACCCUUCACCCACUAGCUACCACAACUUUUCUAGAUUGAUUACUCCUCUCCCUUUAAUUUAUGUUAUAAUAAAACUGGCCUGCUUGCUAUCCCUGAACCAGCCUCUGCAAAUAUACAUUCUAUGUCUCACACCUGGAGAAUGGCCUCCCUCCUCAUUUCAAUUUUUUCCCGUUUAAGGUUCUACUCUGAUGUUAUCCCCUCAAUGACACUUUUCUUGAUAUCUCUCACUAGUAAAUAUUCCCUCUUGCCUUGAACAUGGAUCUCUCUUUUGAUCUAUCACAUUCAACUUUUUGUUGAAUUUUAUCUUGUUGGUCUGUGCAGUUGAAAAGGCUUUAAGUCAUUGAUUAAAAAAAAAAAGGCAGUUUGUCUAGUUUACUACUGGAUUUGGAGUUACUGAGACCUGAAUUUGAAUUCAAACUCAGGAUCUUGUUAGCUAUGUGUCACUGGGCAAGUCUGUUCCUCAAGUUUCCUCAUAUGUAAAAUGUAUAUAACUCUACUUACCUGUCAGGAUUGCUAUGAGGAUCAAAUGAAAAAACAUGCAAAGGACUUUGCAAACUUUAAGGAAAUAUAGAGUUAUGAGAAGUUCAAGGUGGAGAGUAUAAUUACCACUUGAAGGGAAUCAGAGAAGGCUUUAGGAAGUGACAUUUAAGUUAGCCAUUAAAUAAUGUGUAGGAAUUUAAUAGGUGGAGGAAUUAAGGAGAGACUCUUCUAGGCAUACGGCAUAAGUAAAGCCCUGGGCUGAGAGGAAUUCCGAGUGUGUUCAGUUUGGCUGAAGUUUAAGAUCAUGUGAAAGGGAUUUUCUUAGGUGCCAAAUCCAAUGGACUUUUCUCUAGAAUCUUUCUCCUUGACUUUUCUAAGGAUUGUUGAUCACUUUCUCCUUUUUGAGAUUCUCUUCUCUCUAGAUUUCUGGGACAUCACUCUUGCCUGAUUCUUGCCCUGUCUAUCUACUUCUCUUUUCUGUUUCAUUUGCUGCAUCUUCUUCUAUAUCAUGCCCUCUUACUUUAGGUGUCCCUCAGGGUUCUGUCUUAGACAUUCUCUUCUUCUGUAAUACGUCACUUGAGGAUUUCAUUAGCUUCCAUCAUUUAAUAACCAUCUAUGCUGAUGAUUCUCAAAUCUCCUAUCCUGCCUUUCUGCUAAUCUCCAACUGCCUUUCAGACAUCUCAAACUGGAAAUAUGAAGAAAGCAAGAUGGAAGAUAAAUCCCACAAAAUUGAACAUAUCAAAAAAGUAUAACACUGCAUAUAUGUUAGAUAUAUGUGAUAUGAAGAUAUCCACAUCUGUGCAUAUGUGUAUAUAUAAAUUUUUUUCCAAAAAGGACAAAGGAAUUGAAAUCUGCUGUCCAUAGUGCUCCUGGCUGGAAGUUAUUUGGUAAAGUCCCACCCAGGGAGAAUCUUCAGAAAGCUUCGAAAAUUAUUCAGCAGGAAUAUGAAGCACGAACAGGAAGGACAUGUAAACCUCCACUUCCAUCCACAAGACGUAAAAAUUUCGAAUUUGAACCACUUUCAACAACUGCUCUCAUUCUUGAGGACCGACCAUCAAAUCUUCCUGCCAAGUCAGUUGAAGAAGCUUUACGUCAUAGACAAGAAUAUGAUGAAAUGGUGGCUGAGGCUAAAAAACGAGAAAUUAAAGAAGCACAUAAAAGAAAAAAAAUAAUGAAAGAACGAUUUAAACAAGAAGAGAAUAUUGCAAGUGCGAUGGUGAUAUGGGUCAAUGAGAUACUACCAAAUUGGGAAGGAAUGCGAAGUACAAGGAGAGUUAGAGAACUGUGGUGGCAAGGACUGCCUCCUAGUGUUCGUGGAAAAGUAUGGAGUCUAGCUGUGGGCAAUGAACUCAAUAUCACUCCUGAACUUUAUGAAAUUUUCCUCUCCAGAGCAAAGGAACGAUGGAAAAGCUUCAGUGAAACAAGUACAGAGAAUGACAUAGAAGAUGUAGGUGUGUCAGUUGCUGACCGGGAAGCUAGUCUGGAAUUAAUUAAACUGGACAUAUCUCGCACAUUCCCUUCUCUCUACAUCUUUCAGAAGGGUGGCCCUUAUCAUGAUGUCUUACAUAGUAUCUUAGGAGCAUAUACGUGUUACAGGCCUGAUGUUGGUUAUGUCCAAGGGAUGUCCUUCAUUGCUGCAGUACUUAUUCUCAACUUGGAAGAGGCGGAUGCUUUCAUUGCCUUUGCAAAUCUCUUGAAUAAGCCAUGCCAGCUGGCCUUUUUCCGAGUAGAUCAUAGUAUGAUGCUGAAAUAUUUUGCAACGUUUGAAGUAUUCUUUGAAGAAAAUCUCUCCAAACUGUUUCUUCACUUUAAGUCUUAUAGUCUUACUCCUGACAUAUACUUGAUAGAUUGGAUCUUCACGCUAUAUAGCAAAUCACUUCCACUUGAUCUGGCCUGUCGAGUUUGGGACGUCUUUUGUAGAGAUGGAGAAGAAUUUUUAUUUAGAACAGGAUUAGGAAUCCUUCGACUAUAUGAAGAUAUACUUCUGCAAAUGGACUUUAUUCAUAUAGCACAGUUUUUAACCAAACUGCCAGAGGACAUCACAUCAGAAAAGCUUUUCAGCUGUAUAGCAGCUAUUCAGAUGCAAAAUAGCACCAAAAAAUGGACACAGGUGUUUGCAUCUGUAAUGAAGGAUAUUAAAGAAGGGGACAAGAACCAUAGUCCAGCACUGAAAAGCUAAUCUUCACAAUUAAAAGAGUAAUUAAAUGUAGAAAACAAGUCAUUAAAACAUUUUUUUUCUAUGUGAAAAACAUUAGAGAAAAAUAUUGGAGAAAUCCAGAAGAAUCAAGAGAGAUGGACAAAUGUUGAAUUUUCACUCAGUGGCAAAAGUAGAUAAAUGGAUAUCCUGUUGCCAGUAUUAUUUUUUAAAGUAUUGUGUGGGGAAAACAAUUUUCACAAGAAAAACUGAAAGUGGCUAGUUCAUAUUCCAUAAUUUGAGGUAAAGAGUUUAAUGCAAUAAAAUUUUUAAUAAUCUUGGUUGGUACUUAAAGUUUUGGAGGCAUGAUUAUUUUCUUUUUAACAGUUACCAGAAAGGCACUUUUGGAGGUCAGAAGGGGCCAUGUUAAAUAGUAUGAACCCCAAACUACUUUCAGAACCAAACCCCUCGAUACAGAUAUUACCUCCAGAUUUAACCAGUUGAAAAUACUAUGGACCAAAUAAAUUUCUUUGUUGUCUAUGUGCCUAAGAAUAUGAAACAUUGGGUUAAACAUAUUUGGGUCACUGAUGUCAUUCAGUUUCAUCCAUCAGUUGGGACAAAUAUGUGUAACUCGGGAACUGGAAAUAUUGGUGGUAGAUUGUACUUCACUGGUUUCAGGUAUUUUUUUUUUCUGUAGUAUUGUAUGUUCAUUAUUGAAGAAAAAUUAUGUGGACAUUCCUCAAGAGACUGUUACCAAUAGAGGAAUGUUGUUUCCAUUUCUAGUCUAAGAAAUGAUUUUAUUCAUGAAGUCAUAAAACACUAUGAAAAUGGGAAAAAAAAUAGUGGAAGGAAAAGUUUUUCUUUGUACUUUAGAGGGCAGAAGUUUUUGGCUUUGGUAGUCAAUCCAUAAAUGUAAAAGGGAAGUUUUACAGUGAUUGUUUAAUCACAGUAAAGAAACUACCCUAGUAUAUAAUGCUGACAGUUUUAAGUAGCACGGUGCUUGACAAAGACUUGACAUUCUUUGUACUUAAAUCCUUCCACUGUUGGACAAUGAAAUUUUGUAAAUAUAGAUUUGACAUUUGAAAUUUUAAUUUAUAGCCAAGUCAAUGACUUGCAAAAUGUGUUCUAGCUGACAAAAAAACCCUAAUUUUUUAAUCAAUGGAAAUGAAUAAUAGCAGUAAUACAAUUCAACAUUAAAUUUUUCUAAUGAGUCAAACUUUGAUGAUAUUUAUUGUGUAUUGAUUAUGUUAAUCACUGGUAGACUUGAGAUCAAAUUUAUCACUACAACAUUUUAAUUUUGGAACUAAAAUGAAUCAUUUCAAUGUUAAGAGCAGUAUCUGCAUAACAUGCUACUUAUUUAAAGAAUGCUUUUAUGUUUCAGUUUGGUUUAUAACUACCUUUAAGCACAUUAUUUAUAUUGUUAAUAUGUAGUCUUCAAACUAACAGGUCUGGUAUCCUUCCUUGUCUAUGUGGUGACUGCCUCUUUAGGAACAUGGAACCUGAGAGUGCCCGUUUAUUAUUCCAGCACUGUGACUUGGUAAGGCCUCUCAGUAAUUACUCCUAGCAGUAGAGGUUGCUUUAGGGGAAGAAAUAUUUUGUGAAAUAAUAUUGGUGGGGAGUAAUGUCACAAUAAGAAGCUGCCCCAGUUUCUGAAAUAAGUGACUAGUCAUUCCCUCCUGCUCGGGCAUCUACUUUGUUGUGUUUUAUGGCCCCAAAAAGUGUUUAGUUUAGAGUAGAGGAGCAUUGAAUCCUGGCAGUUAACCAUAUUGAGAAUACCACAUGUCUAAGUUAAAUUUUAUUUUUAUGUAUUCAUUUCUUUAGUUGGAACCAAGUUAUUUCUUCUAAUUUUGUUUUAUUGUUGUACAGUUUCUUUACCUUUCAAGUAUAAGCUUGUAUAUAAAAAUGUAAAUACAAGGGAUACAUUAAAGACCACUAAUAAUUCCUAUGUAAAUAAAAUUGUAAACAGAGUAA
Messenger RNA from Monodelphis domestica (gray short-tailed opossum), 6623 nucleotides. NCBI's taxonomy places the organism in Eukaryota, Metazoa, Chordata, Mammalia, Didelphimorphia, Didelphidae. The record is from RefSeq and is a predicted model, not a curated record.